AUGUCCAUCUCGCGUGUCAUGGCGGAACCCCACUCGGAUACCCGUCGAACCGUCAAGCUGGACCUUCACACCGACGCUGACAAAAGCGUUUCCGCGAUUGUACACGAGGACCUUGAUGGCGGCAAGUCCGUCCACAACGACUUGGGCGUGCUCACUACCCUCCGCAAAAUCAACGAGAAGAUUGGUCCCGCCCUCGUCGCCCAGAACUUUGACGUGACGCGGCAGCAAGAGAUCGACCAGUUCAUGCUCGCCCUGGACGGCACCGACAACAAGAACGUGCUCGGAGCCAACGCCAUUCUCGGCGUCUCGCUCGCCGUCUGCAAGGCCGGGGCCGUCCGCAAGGGACUCCCCCUCUACAAGUACAUCGCCGAGCUGGCCGGCAUCGAUAAGGUCAUCCUUCCCGUGCCCGCGUUCAACGUCAUCAACGGCGGCUCUUACGCUUGCAAAAAGCUAGCCGUCCAGGAAUUCAUGAUCCUGCCCGUCGGAGCGCAGACGUUCGCCGAGGCCAUGCGGAUGGGAUCUGAUGUCUACCACCACCUAAAGACGGUGAUCCAGAAGCGCCGCCUCGACGCGACCGUCGGAAACGACGGAGCCUACGCCCCCAACAUCAAGAAGGACAAGGAGGGCCUCGACCUCCUCAAGUCGGCCAUCGAGAAGGCAGGCUACACCGGCAAGAUUAAAAUCGGCCUGCGUACGAAGCGCAGCCAGAAGCAGGCCCGCGAGCUCGUCAAGCACUACAAGUGGUCCAUCGAGGGAUACCCGGUCGUCUCCAUCGAAGACGGCUUCGACCAGGACGACUGGGAGCACUGGGGCAAAUUCAUGGGGAGGACGGAUCUGCAGCUCGUCGGCGACGACUUGACGGUGACCAACCCGAAGCGAAUCCAGACGGCCAUCGACAAGAAGAGCUGCAACUGCCUUCUGCUAAAGGUCAACCAAAUCGGCUCCGUCACCGAGUCGAUCGAGGCGGCCACCCUCUCGCGCAAGAAUGGCUGGGGCGUGAUGGUCUCUCAUCGGUCCGGCGAGACGGAAGACACCUUCAUCGCCGAUCUCGUCGUCGGGCUUGCCGCAGGACAGAUCAAGACAGGUGCCCCAUGCCGCUCCGAGCUCCCGAAAUACGAAAGGUUCAAGCAAAUCGAGGAGGAGCUGGGCUCGGAUGCCGUCUACGCCGGCGUGCACUUCCGCAACCCCCAAGGCAAA
This is a messenger RNA of Mesorhabditis spiculigera, 1197 nucleotides long. NCBI's taxonomy places the organism in Eukaryota, Metazoa, Nematoda, Chromadorea, Rhabditida, Rhabditidae. The record is from the annotation of a GenBank genome assembly.